Messenger RNA from Cynoglossus semilaevis (tongue sole), 411 nucleotides. Its product is annotated as oxysterol-binding protein-related protein 8-like. Lineage: Eukaryota; Metazoa; Chordata; Actinopteri; Pleuronectiformes; Cynoglossidae. The record is from RefSeq and is a predicted model, not a curated record. Bases 10 to 411 code for a protein of 133 amino acids. The transcript has 2 exons.
CGGUGCUGGAUGGACGCCCUGGAGCUGGCCCUGAAGUGCUCCAGCCUGUUGAAGAGGACCAUGAUCCGUGAGGGGAAGGAGGACGUGAGCUCCGUAGCUGCAGGAGGAGAACACAUCAACUUCUACAGCCUUCUCCGCGCCCACAACAUCCACGGGUUCCAGUUCAACGACAGCGACCAUCUGAAGGACCCGGACCUGUACUCGGACAAGUCGGACCGAGAAGGAGAGCCGGACCACGAGGAGUCUGACCCAGAAGGUCUGGAGAAGAGUGAGGAGAGCGACAGUGACACCUCGGAGCGUCAGGAAGACUCCUACAUCGACCUGGACUCUAACGACCAACUGUGGGAGACACCGUACCUGGAACAGUCCCACGAGGAGCUGGGGGAGGUAGGAACACAGUCUGGACACUAG